This is a messenger RNA of Cladophialophora psammophila CBS 110553, 3057 nucleotides long. RefSeq lists its product as uncharacterized. NCBI's taxonomy places the organism in Eukaryota, Fungi, Ascomycota, Eurotiomycetes, Chaetothyriales, Herpotrichiellaceae. Gene Ontology annotation, cellular component: membrane; synapse; axon initial segment. The transcript is spliced from 2 exons. Gene Ontology annotation, biological process: neuronal action potential; negative regulation of delayed rectifier potassium channel activity. The record is from RefSeq and is a predicted model, not a curated record. Gene Ontology annotation, molecular function: transmembrane transporter binding. The coding region runs from base 1 to 3057 and encodes 1018 amino acids.
AUGACCGCGCCUCACAAGAUCUCCAAUGCCGCCUGGCAGAAGCAUAAGCAGACCAUCUGUCGCCUCUAUGUCGACCAAAACAUGCCCAUGAACCGACUGAUAGAGGAAAUGUCCAGGGAUCAUGGCUUCAGUGCAAGCAAGUCUCAAUACAUGAGGCAGUUCGAAGCCUGGGGCAUCCGGAAGAACCAGAAGCGUGACUUCUGGAAAGACAUCAGCUUGACACUAAAGCGCAGGCGCCUCACCAUUGACGAAGUGGACGUCUUCUUGAAAGGCGAACUUAUCCCGGACAAAAAGCUGAGGAGGCAGCUUUCUCGAUGCGACCUUCCCACGUUGAUACAAACUGUGGCGAGACCCCCAACGCCAGACGGGAUAUUCAUCCGCCCGAGAAUCCAGAUACCGCGAUCUCUCAUCAUCUCGUUGCCGUGGCACCAGAUAUGCACUCAGCUCGAAAUGGCCAUGUCGGGUUUGUCCAGGAAAACGGACCGUUCUCCGUCGCCAUUACCAUCUGCUGUCUUGGAUGUCACUGACGGGAUGCCUGGAUUGGGCUACGGGGAAGACUGGCAAGAGAUAUUUCUCCGUUGUCCAUUCCAAACCGAGGUGAUUCAAAAUUAUCAUCCGACUCUUGAGUUUCUCGAAGAUCGCACGAUACGGAAGACUUCCAGAGACGGUGAUGUCGUUAAUGCAACCAUUGCUAGCCUGUUAGAUAUAACGCCGGGGUGGACUAGCCAGGAAGUUCUCGCAAAUACCAUGGUUUGGAUUGCACCAUAUAUCCCCGAACAAUAUCCCGGAGAGACCGAAAGCGUCGUCAAUCAACUAAUCAGCCCCCACUCGAUAACGAGGAUGCAAGUUCUCACGUCAUUUAUGGCGCUCAUGUUAGCCAACCACCUUCUGGACUGGGAACAAGUUGACGCUUUCGUGAUUGGUCUGAACGAAAUGGCCGGGCUUAAUGCUUUCGAUAUGCUCCCUUUGAGAGAAGACCCCAGCACUCGCGCCAUCGUGACAGAACUUCUGUUUGCGGCGGUGAGGAUGGACCUGCUGAGUUUGGUGAAGAGCGCUGUGAAGAACAGGGUGGAUGCGAAUCGCAGGUCUACCGGCUACAACCCGAAGACUUUGAUUCUGGAAGCGGUGCAGCGUGGGAGAGUUCGAAUCGUUGAAUUACUCAUCGAUGCUGGCGCAGACAUAACCGUGAGGAGAAUGAAUGGCCGAAAUCUACAUGACGAAGUUUGUCCAUUAUACGAGGAUUCGGCUGAGUGCACUACUUCAGAGUCCUCCCAAUCUCCCAGGUUUUAUUGCAACGCUGAGUUUUGGUGGGCGAGGAACGAAUGUGCCAUUAGCGCUGCUGCCUUUUCCCGUACUGCUGACGAAAUCGUUCCCCUACUACUAAAGUCACAAGUAUCAACACCGGUGGUACUGGCUGGUCCAGUGAUUACACAGGCGAUAUGUUGCGGUGCUAGCAAGGAAACGGUUGAGAUGCUCCUCCGACACGGUGCGUCAGUGGACGAAUGUUGCGGAUUUUUACCUGAAUACUUGACUCGCCUCGACCCUGCGAGGCGGUCAACCCCUCUUUGCGCAGCAAUAUGUUCUCGUGAUGUCGAAAUGGUCAGACUCCUUCUCGACAAAGGCGCAAAUCCAAAUGGUUCACUAACACGCGGACACGGGGGAAUCAUGGAAGCCUGGACCAGCUACUUUUACAAGUCGCCUCUCGUCGUUGCUGUCGAGUGUGCGGGUCUGAACAUGGUCAAAUUACUGGUUGAAUAUGGCGCAGAUCCAAAUUGGUCGGCAUUGGGCAUCCUCGAAACAGCUAAAAGGAAACAACUUAUUGAAGAGUCUGAGUUUUGGAGAUUCGAUUCUAUCGAUGAGGACUGUCAAAUUCUCAUCGCCUUCCCAAUACAAGCCGCAGCAGGCCUUGACGAUCCAGAGAUGACGAAAUAUCUCUUGAGCAAGGGGGCAACAGCGAAUCCAGUAUAUGGCACGCCUCCUUUGUCGAUCGCAGCAUGCCAUGGGAGAGAUGCUACUGUCGACUUAUUGAUCAGGCGGGGUGCAAUGAUCAACCCAGCAGGGGUGGAAGAAAGCGGCCUAUCGCCUCUUGAGGCCGCAGUGUGUUCAGGAAGCGAGAAAUUGGUGCAGCGGAUGAUUUCUGCUGGGGCAGACCUGGAUUGGUGUUCAAUGGGAAGAUGGGGAGGCACAGCACUUCAACAAGCCGCCGAACGAGGAUUUGGUGCCAUAUUUGACCUGCUGCAAAGGGCGGGUGCAAAGCUUGACUGUUCCUCUGUUCCAAAUCACGCCACGAUGAUUCUUCAAGGGUUCGUCAAACAUCACGACUAUGAGCGGACACUUAGGUUGUUGCAUGACGGAGUGUCUCCGAACGCAAAGUGCAGGGAUGGCUCCUCGCCCUUGACAGCAGCGAUUUUGAGUCAAGAUUUGGCGCUCAUGUCUCUCUUGCUUGAAUGGGGCGCAGAUGCCAACGAUGCAUGUCCAAUGCCCGCACUGGACGAGAAGCUAAAAUUCCCGUAUCUUGUCUUUGAUAUCGAUGAAAUGCUAGCGACGUGCUCAUUACCUCCUCUGCAUUGGGCAGUUGCUGUGGGCAACCUGGAUGCCGUAACCUGCCUGUGCAAUGCCAGAGCUGAUCUGAACAAACCUGACAUUUCUAAGAACCAGCCUUGGGGGACUCGCAGUAUGACUGCUCUGCAUGUGGCUGUUGCAUUGAAACGCAAAGACAUUGUCGAAUAUUUAUUGGCUACAGGGGCUGAUGUCAACUCCAUCAUGCGCAGAGACAUCUACUGCAGCAGUGAACCUGAUGACCCGCAAAGAUUAUCGCCGAUAAUUAUUUCGGUCGCAAACUCAGACCUUGAAAUCACGAACAUGCUGCUUCGUAAUAGGGCGGAUCCAUAUCUGGGCCAACUUGGUAACAGCGAGCUCCAGGCCGGACGGCCGCAACGGGGUGACUUGUUUGCUCUUGAGGCAGCAUGUUACAGCGGAGAUAUCCAGAUGGCCCGCCUUCUGAUAUCGUUUCGAGUCGAUGUCUACAUCGGAUAUCCUUUGGUUUACACUUUUUAG